AUGGAACUUGGAAGGAGGAAUACCAACAAAUACACUUUCAAAAGUCCUGACUUAACAAAGUUGAAGAAGCUUAGUUCUAUGAUAGUUAGUCCAGAGGAUUUCAGAGCUUGGUAUGGAAGACUUAUGGGUAUCUUAAAGACCAAGGUUGAAGAUGGAGUUCUCAACACCCUGGUACAAUUUUAUGAUCCAAUCUACCAUUGCUUCACAUUUCCAAACUACCAUCUUAUGCCUACUCUAGAAGAAUACUCUUAUUGGUUUGGUAUGCCAGUCUCUGACAAAUUACCAUUCAGCGGUUCAGAGAAGACCCCUACACCAACAACUAUUAUUGAAGCACUUCACCUAGAAACGUCUGUUGUGAAGGCCAACUUCAUUACAAAAGGAGGGAUUCUAGGUCUAACCUCUAGAUUCCUGAUGGAGAAAGCCUUUGUCUUUGCAGAAGAAAAUAGUAGAGAUGCCUUUGAAGCCAUUUUUUCUCUACUCAUUUAUGGAAUUGUGCUCUUCCUAAACAUUGAUAACUUUGUGGGUGUUAAUGUUGUACGAAUCUUCUUAAUUGGUAAUCUAAUACCCACAUUACUUGGAGAUACCUAUCAUUAUAUCCAUCAUAGGACUAAGAAAGGUGGUGGAACCAUUCUUUGUUAUGCACCUCUCCUAUAUAAGUGGUUUAUUUCUCACUUACCCAGAUCCAGGCUCUUCAGGGAGAAUCCACAAAAGCUCAGAUGGUCUCAAAGGUUCAUGUCUAUUGAUCAAGGGAAUAUACAUUAG
This is a messenger RNA of Lathyrus oleraceus (garden pea), 762 nucleotides long. RefSeq lists its product as uncharacterized. The record is from RefSeq and is a predicted model, not a curated record. The coding region runs from base 1 to 762 and encodes 253 amino acids. NCBI's taxonomy places the organism in Eukaryota, Viridiplantae, Streptophyta, Magnoliopsida, Fabales, Fabaceae. The transcript has a single exon.